This is a messenger RNA of Dovyalis caffra, 153 nucleotides long. NCBI's taxonomy places the organism in Eukaryota, Viridiplantae, Streptophyta, Magnoliopsida, Malpighiales, Salicaceae. The record is from the annotation of a GenBank genome assembly.
AUGGAUCCGAUGGAACGACUAAGGCUAGGCAAUGAAAGAAGAGUAAAUAAGGAUCUUGGAACCGAAAUUGAGGUAGUUCUUUAUCAUAGCAUUAGAGCCAAUCAGCAAGAUGAAGAUAUGGAGUGUGUUGGAGAUAGCGAAGAAUGUGCUUAA